AUGUUUUAUGUUUGAUUGUUUUAAUUUUUAUAAUUUGAUUGUUCGUAUUAAUUUUUGUUGUAUAUAGUUCAUUAUACAUAGUACAUACUUAUCUCAUUAAAAUUAUUUGUGACAGGUCACCUUAUUGGCAAGAAAUGGUUGAUGCCCUUACCAUUUGUGGGGCGGGGUUCAAAGCCCCUUCUGAGUUUGAUUUGAGGGGACCCAUUUUGACUGAAUUGGUGAAUGAUGUGAAGAAAGAAUUGGGUGAUCAACGCCAAAUAUGGAGCACUAAAGGUUGCACCAUCAUGACUGAUGGUUGGACAGACAGGAGAAAUAGAACUCUCCUUAAUUUUCUUGUUUCUUCCGCAGGGGGCACCGUUUUCAUCAAGUCUAUUGAUGCCUCUGCCCAUUGCAAGAAUGCCACCUACCUAUGUGAGCAGAUAGAGGAGGUGAUUAAUGAGGUGGGUGAAGAGAACGUGGUACAGGUGGUGACUGACAAUGCACCAAAUUAUGUUGCUGCAGACUAUUGAUGGAGAGGCGCCCAUCUAUAGUUUGGACUCCAUGUGCCGCCCAUUGCAUUGACCUCAUGUUAGAGGAUAUUGGAAAACUUCCAUGGGUCAAGACAUGUGUAGAAAAGGCAAGAAAUGUGUGCAAAUUUGUAUAUAAUCAUUCAUGGGUGUUGGCUCUUAUGAGACAAUACACAGAGCAUAAGGAGUUAGCUCGUCCAGGAAUCACAAGAUUUGCCACAAACUUCAUCACAUUGCAGUCCAUGCUUCGUUGUAAGAUGGCCUUGAGACGUAUGAUUGUUGGUGAGGAGUGGUCUUCCUCAUCCUAUGCUGCCACCCCAGCAGGGAAAGAUAUGGCAGACUGCAUUUUUGAUGAGCGAGGCUUUUGGAGCCCUUGUGAUGAGAUAGUGAAGUUUGUUAAGCCCUUGGUGGUUUUGUUGCGAGUUGCGGAUGGAGAAAAGCC
Cryptomeria japonica (Japanese cedar) is the source of this 948-nucleotide messenger RNA. RefSeq lists its product as uncharacterized. The record is from RefSeq and is a predicted model, not a curated record. The coding region runs from base 135 to 509 and encodes 124 amino acids. The transcript is spliced from 4 exons. Lineage: Eukaryota; Viridiplantae; Streptophyta; Pinopsida; Cupressales; Cupressaceae.